Molecule: messenger RNA, 4050 nt
Organism: Cydia amplana
Lineage: Eukaryota; Metazoa; Arthropoda; Insecta; Lepidoptera; Tortricidae
Exons: 1
Coding region: 1-4050 (1349 amino acids)
Biological process (GO): DNA integration
Molecular function (GO): nucleic acid binding; zinc ion binding
Source: RefSeq, a predicted model, not a curated record
AUGGAGCACGCGCGUCCUCCUACGGAAUUAACCUUAGAAGGCGGCCCGGCGAAUCGUGCUGAUUCAUGGCGCAAAUGGUUAAAGCAGUUUAAAGUGUUUUUAAAGGCAUCUGGUGUAAACAAGGAAACUUCGGAUGUACAAGCGAGUUUAUUAUUAAAUCUAAUCGGGUCCGAGGGAUACGAUGUGUACACUACGUUCAAGUUUGAUAAGGAGGAGGAUCGCGACGACAUAACCAAGUUGAUCGGAAAGUUUGAUCAACAUUUUGGCACGAAAACAAAUGUUAUUAUGCUGCGAUUUAAGUUUUUCACACGUACUCAAGAGCCGGGCGAAGGUAUCGAUGAAUAUGUAACCGCUUUGCGGAUCAUUAGUCAACAGUGUGAGUUUGAUAAACUCGAAGAUGGCUUGCUACGCGAUCGCAUCGUGUGCGGGAUUAAGGAUAGCGUAGUACGGGAUAGACUCUUGCGCACAGACGGGUUGACAUUAGAAAAAGCUAUACGAAUAUGUCAGUCGGGUGAAAUAACAAGUGAGGAGAACCGGGAGAUCGAAGGCGUGAAGAAGGAGUCGGUGAACAGCAUGGCGGUAGAUGCGUUAAGAAAUCGCUCGGGCUAUGGGCGUGGGUCGGCGCGUCGUGGCUGGCGCGGAGGCCGCGGAGGCGGCGCGCGCGCGCCUGGCGGCGGCGUCGGCGGCGCCGGCGCGGCAUCCGGCGGCGCGGGAGCGGCCGGGAGCGCUAGGGAGCGAUUGUGUGCAUCGUGUGCUGAAAGUUAUUGCGACGGCGGGGCCCGUUGCGCGGCUAAAAGUGUAAAGUGUUUUUUGUGCGGAAACAGAGGUCAUUUUAAAAAAGUGUGUCCGGGGCGUAAAUCAAACAAAGUGUAUCAACUACAGGAGGACAAUGACGAGCUGUAUUAUUUGGACACUAUCGAUAAUGUCGAUCACAUCGAGGACUCUGAGUGGUAUGAAUCAUUACCGUUACUUUGUUCGGAUAAAUUAGUAAGACAUAAAUUUAAGUUGGAUACUGGCGCAGAUCUUAAUGUCAUAUCUAAAUCUAAUUUUCUGAAAUUAGGCUUCUGUCUUUCGGAUUUAAGCGCCGACAAUGUAAAAGCGCAAUCGUAUUCUCGCCAUUAUAUUCCCUUUAUAGGCUCGUGUAUUAUUAAAUGCAUAUACAAACAGCAGGAAUUUAUGUUGAAAUUUGUUAUAGCUGAUAAUGAUAAUCAAAGUAUUCUUGGAAAAUACGCUCUGAGAGAAUUAGGCCUAAUAAAGCGUGUCUAUUCGCUAAACGUCGACGACUUUGCUGAUUUGUUCAGUGGCCUAGGUAAACUUCCGGGUCAAUAUAAGAUACCUAUUGAAAGCGACGCGUGUCCAUGCAUUUGCCCUGUACGCAAAAUACCGUUAGGUGUCAGGGAUCAGCUGUUGACCGAGUUGACUCGCAUGGAGAAUUUAGGUGUCAUACGUAAGGUUACGCACCCCACAUCGUGGGUAAAUGCUAUAGUUAUGGUUGCAAAGAAAGAUGGGAGUUUUCGAGUGUGCCUCGAUCCACGACCUUUGAACCGCGUUAUACGUCGUCAGCACUAUCCGUUGCCCACAGUAACGGAGAUAGCGUCAAAGUUAAAGGGGGCGCGUUAUUUCAGUAAGUUAGAUGCCAGGUCCGGGUUCUGGAUGAUCCAGUUAGACGACGACAGUGCUGAUCUGUGCACAUUUGGUACGCCAUAUGGUAGGUAUCAAUUUUUACGUUUACCAUAUGGAAUUAAUUCGGCUUCUGAAGUGUUUCACAGCAAAAUAAGGCAGCUGCUGGAGGACCUCGAAGGUGUCGAUUCGUUCGUCGACGACGUUAUCGUAUGGGGAGCUACGGAGGAAGAGCAUGACGGCCGGUUACGAAUUUUGCUCGAAAGAGCGAGACAAGUAGGUAUAAAAUUUAAUAAAGAAAAAUGUGAAUUUUGUGUGAGUGAGGUAACAUAUUUAGGUCAUACUUUUAAUUCGGAGGGGGUUAAAAUCGAUGACAAAAAAUUAAAAGCUAUAAAAGAAAUGCCCAGCCCCAGUGACAGGCAAUCUUUAGAAAGGUUUUUAGGUAUGAUCAAUUAUGUUGCCAAAUUCAUUCCAUGUUACUCGGAACAAGUAGCUCCACUUAGAAACCUCCUUAAAAAAGACAACGAGUGGUGCUGGGGUGAGUGCUCGGAGCGCGUGGUGCGCGCGCUGAAGCAGGCGCUGUGUGAGGCGCCGGUGCUGGCGCUGUUCGCGCCGGAUCGUCCCUGCGUGCUUUCCGUAGAUGCGAGUAGCCAGGCUCUAGGGGCUGUUAUCCUGCAGCAGGAGCGUCCGGUUGAGUUUGCUUCCGCCACACUCACCGACACGCAGCAACGCUACGCGCAGAUCGAGAAAGAGAUGCUGGCGAUUGUAUUCGCACUCGAAAGGUUCCACCAAUAUGUAUACGGGAAAUCAGACGUGGUAGUUGAAACGGACCACAAACCCUUGGAAGCGCUGUUUAAGAAGUCCCUUGACGCUGUACCGGCUCGGCUGCAGCGUAUGAUGUUGCGGGUUCAGAGGUAUGAUUUUUCUGUUGUUUACAAACCCGGAAAGUACAUGUUCAUCGCGGAUACUUUGUCACGUGCGGCCCUUCCAGACUUAAUGAGCGAUAAGGUCUCACAGGAAGUUGACGAUCAAACCUGUUUCCUGUUACGGUCGGUGCGCAUAAGUGAUAAUAAGAUGGAUACAAUAAGACAAUUCACUCGCAAUGACAAGGUAUGCCAAGUUUUAAUAAAUUACAUCAAAAAGGGGUGGCCAAACUCAAAACAUGAGUCUGAUGAAUCUGUGCGAGCAUUAUGGGACGGCAGGGAAUGUUUUGAAUACACAGACGGCGUGUUAUUCAAAAACAAUCUGGUGUACAUUCCGACCGGUCUCCGAUCAGAGAUGGUAUCCCGGGUGCACGAGGGCCACCUCGGCAUAGACCGGUGCAAGCGGCGCGCCAGGGAGGUGAUGUGGUGGCCGGGCAUGUCGCGUGACGUCGAGCGCGCCGUGCGCCGCUGCCGCACCUGCGCGCAGCACGCGCCCGCGCCGCAGCGGGAGCCGAUGGUGCCGCACCUCAUACCGGGCUUACCAUGGGCCAAGGUUGGUUCGGACAUUUUUGAGUACAAGAGUAAAAACUACUUGCUCUUAGUCGACUACUUUUCAAACUUUGUCGAGGUAUGUCCCUUAAAGUCUAUAAAUUCAACCGCCGUAGUGCUAGCACUAAAGGAUCAAUUUGCCCGACACGGAAUUCCAGUGGAGCUCAUCUCAGAUAACGGCCCAGCCUAUUCGUCGAAGGAAUUCAAGAAAUUUGCCGAAGUCUGGGACUUCCGGCACUCCACGUCGUCACCUAACUACGCUCAGUCAAACGGUCGCAGCGAACGAGCGGUAAGGACGAUUAAAAUGACCUUAAAAAAAUCAUUGGACUCGGGUUCAGACUUCUAUUUAGGCUUAUUGAAUUUUAGAGCCACGCCGCGGGAUGGAAUCGCAAGUCCCGCACAACUCCUAAUGGGUAGGAGAUUAAAUACGCGAUUACCAGUUCACGAGACUAAAUUAGUACCGGAUAGGGACAACACGGUUGAUUAUGAUAAUAUAGUGCGUAAUCAGGCGCGGAGUAAACAAUGGCACGACGAGCGGGCGCGAGCACUGCCGGAGCUGCAGCCAGGUGAUGACGUCAUCGCACUGGACGGCCGCGGCGGUCGGCGGCGCGCGGCGCGGGUGACGGGCCGGGCAGCACAGCCGCGAUCGUACUUCGUAACGGAUGCCUCAGGCAAGCGUUACCGAAGAAAUAGGCGACAUCUGAUUAAGCUGCAACCCGAAGAUGCGUCUCCCACAUCAUCUCAUCACGAGAUAUUGGACGGUGAUGAUGCAGGGUGUUCUAGUGAUGACAGUGUUUACGACGACGUAGGAGAGUCACUCGAUACGGCCCCCGACACCGCGGUGCAGGACACGCGUUCGCAGACCGGUCAGCCUGUUCUUUCAGGGCCUAAUGAAAACAGCAAUCAGCGCUUACCGCGGGCUGCUGCAAUCGAGGCUAAGAAAAAGUUAAAGCAAUAA